AUGAGAAUUUUACUUGCACUCUUUUUGAUUGUAGGUAUUGCUUCAGCAAACAGAUUGUUCUCUGAGCAACACUACCAAAAUCAAUUCACCAAUUGGAUGGUCCGUCUCGAUCGUGCCUACGAUGUUUUCGAAUUCCAAGACCGUUACAAUGCCUUUAAAAACAAUCUCGACUUGAUCCACAAGUGGAACUCGCAAGGUCACUCCACCGUUCUCGGUGUCAAUCACUUGGCCGAUUUGUCCAAUGAAGAAUACAGAAAUCUCUAUCUCGGUGUCAAGGUCGAUGCUUCCAGACUUCCACAACAAGCCGCCUCUAUCAAGUUGAACAAGGUUUUCGCCCCAGUUGCCGCCUCGCUCGAUUGGAGAUCAUCCGGUGCCGUCGGUCGUGUCAAGGAUCAAGGUCAAUGUGGAUCGUGUUGGUCAUUCUCUACCACUGGUUCCAUUGAAGGUGCCAACCAAAUUGCCACUGGUAACUUUGCUUCGCUCUCUGAACAACAAUUGAUGGAUUGCUCCCGUGACUAUGGAAACGAAGGAUGCAACGGUGGUUUGAUGGAUGCAGCUAUGAAAUACGUUAUUGCACAAGGUGGUCUCGACACUGAAGAGUCAUACCCAUACACCAUGUCCGACUCUUACACCUGUAAGUUCAACCCAGCCAACAUUGGUGCCAAGAUCUCCUCAUACAUUGACGUCCAAAGAGGUUCCGAAACUGAUUUGGCUGCCAAGUUGAACAAGGGACCAGUCUCUGUUGCCAUCGAUGCCUCCCAUUCCUCCUUCCAACUCUACAAAUCUGGUGUCUACUACGAACCAGCCUGUUCAUCAUACAACUUGGAUCACGGUGUCCUCGCUGUUGGUUACGGUACUGAAGGAUCAUCGAACUACUGGAUCGUUAAGAAUUCCUGGGGUCCAAACUGGGGUCUUUCUGGUUACAUUUGGAUGGCUAAGGAUAAGAGCAAUCACUGCGGUAUCUCAUCGAUGGCUUCAAUUCCAGUUGUCUAA
Heterostelium album PN500 is the source of this 993-nucleotide messenger RNA. RefSeq names its product C1 family peptidase. Bases 1 to 993 code for a protein of 330 amino acids. Gene Ontology annotation, molecular function: cysteine-type endopeptidase activity. The record is from RefSeq and is a predicted model, not a curated record. Lineage: Eukaryota; Evosea; Eumycetozoa; Acytosteliales; Acytosteliaceae. Gene Ontology annotation, cellular component: lysosome. The transcript is spliced from 2 exons. Gene Ontology annotation, biological process: immune response.